Messenger RNA from Lactuca saligna, 866 nucleotides. The record is from the annotation of a GenBank genome assembly. NCBI's taxonomy places the organism in Eukaryota, Viridiplantae, Streptophyta, Magnoliopsida, Asterales, Asteraceae.
AAAAAAAAAAAAAAUAACACGGUUCCAUAAUCGCCACGUAACCCACCCUCACCGAUCGACGCAAUUUAUCAGUAGCUCGUCACUUCGAUUCAAUCCAUCUCCUGUUCUCUUCAACUUCUACGACUCCCUUCUACAAAUCGACUUAUCCACCAAUUCCCACAUCUCUUUCGCAACGCGUACGACUGUAUCCCCAAGUGGAAUCCGACAUAUCAUCCACCCAAAAGAAAACCUAAUUCGUUGUGCAAAUAUUCCACCAAGUCACUUCUGCCGAUGGUCGGUUGAUUGUUGGUCCUUGAAUCUUCAAAAAGAGGGAAAAUGUAAUGUCCUUGCCAACACUGGCCAAUAGCCUCAUUUUGAAUUACUACACUCUCGGGAUUCCAUGUGAAAUCCAUCGGGAUCCAAUUGCUGAAUUACAUACAAAAUCAAAGAAGAAUGAGCAAUCUAUUAACCCUCCACUGAUCAUCAACUACUCAAAUGUACCAGAUUUACAAUUGAAAAGUGAUUCCAACCAAAACGACCCACACAUGUGUCAUGAUGUUGUGAAAUCACUAGGAGCUACAUUUCUUUUCAUCAUGGGUUCUGUAUUUAUACGAGGGGAAAGAAACAUGACACUAGGUGGUGCAGAGGAUAGAUCACCACACAAAUCUAGAUGGAGACGAGAUAUUUUUGCUUAUCCGGCUGCAAAUGGAAGAAGCGGAGAGGGGAUCUUCAUCUCUGGUGCGUGUCUCUCCGCCGUUGAGCCAUCAUCGUCGCCUAACCCCAACGCCAAAUUGAAGACACCACCGGGUCAUCAUCAUUGUUGGAUUCCACAUCUUAUCUUCAAAUUGGUGUCCAAAUCGAGAAUUGACCCUCUAGGGCUCAUUUGA